AUGCUCUCAGUCGCUGUCGCUGGGUCGUCCUCGGCGGUGCAAUCCUUCGCAGCACCAAUACUUCUCUUGACAGCUCUUGACCUCUCAACCUUCAACAACAACCAACAUCUACAAGUGACUCCCUCGCUCGCAUCAGAUCCAGCUCAGUCCAGUUUUCUCGCCCUCCGAUUGAUUUUCCCCGUCCCCAUGGCCCUACAGUUAAGGGAGAAAUCGAAAGCUACUCCAGCCAAACCCGAAUCAUCAAAAACUGACGAUGAACGCGAGCUCUUUGUGGAAAUCCACUCCGAACACGUGAAACCAGACGAUCUUUGGAAAAACCUUCUUGACACUGCUGGACUGGAAAAGGUGCACGAGCACACCGACCAACUAGCCAGUGUGUUUGACUUUGUGAACCUGGCCACGGCACGCCGCGCAAUUGUUGCCUUGCGCUGGAGCGAUUUUACCGCAGGGGAAACGGGAUCCUGGAAAUUGCUCCAAAAGGAGCUUGGAAUAAACGAAAAAGACCAUGUCGAUAGGACGGAGACACUGAUCCGGCGUGCCUACUUUGUCCGAUUCCCCGAGCGCGACGCUUCUGUAUUGACUGAUCAAGAGAUGCUUGUUGCACUGGGGUUUCCCAGCGCCGCCGAACAGAUAGUUGCGACACCACAGAUCAACUGGUCGACCGAAAUCGUCCAGCAAGGGUUCGACGCAGAAUAUCAGGGACACGAUCUUAUUGUUAUCCCAACCCUAGAAACUCUACAACUUUAUGCAGAAAUCCACUGGCCAGCCCCCUCGUUCCAACCUUGCUACACACUUUACCCCAGUGAAACCAAUACCGAACAUGAUUCAGCACUAUUCCUACCUAAUCAUCGCAAUUCUCAAGGCGGUGUAUGA
Puccinia triticina is the source of this 873-nucleotide messenger RNA. RefSeq lists its product as uncharacterized. The transcript has 5 exons. The record is from RefSeq and is a predicted model, not a curated record. Bases 1 to 873 code for a protein of 290 amino acids. Lineage: Eukaryota; Fungi; Basidiomycota; Pucciniomycetes; Pucciniales; Pucciniaceae.